Molecule: messenger RNA, 1575 nt
Organism: Colletotrichum lupini
Lineage: Eukaryota; Fungi; Ascomycota; Sordariomycetes; Glomerellales; Glomerellaceae
Exons: 6
Coding region: 1-1575 (524 amino acids)
Biological process (GO): mRNA splicing, via spliceosome; DNA repair; protein ubiquitination
Cellular component (GO): cytoplasm; Prp19 complex; U2-type catalytic step 1 spliceosome
Molecular function (GO): ubiquitin protein ligase activity; protein binding
Source: RefSeq, a predicted model, not a curated record
AUGUCAGCGAUACUUCACGCUGCGAAGCAAGACCCACACUGCCUUGGAACAGCAGGUGCGGCAAGGCUGAAGUUUUGUUUUGGAAGGGAAAAGUUGACGCGGACGAACUUUGUGACGGCUCAUAUCGCUACAUUCGAGACAAUGCUGUGCGCCAUUUCUGGAGAAGCUCCUCAGGAGCCCGUUGCCUCAAAGAAGUCUGGCACCGUCUUCGAGAAGCGAUUGAUCGAGAAAUACAUCGAGGAGAAUGGUACCGAACCUGUUACUGGCGAAGCCCUGACGAUCGAGGACCUUCUUCCUUUGACACAGUCUCACGUUGUCCGACCCCGACCCCCGACGCUCACUUCGAUUCCGGCCUUGCUUGCGACAUUCCAGAAUGAGUGGGAUGCGCUCGCUCUCGAGACGUUCAACCUGAAAGAACAGCUUGCGAGGACACGAGAGGAGCUUGCCACAGCAUUGUACCAACACGAUGCCGCGGUCAGAGUAAUUGCGCGUCUGUCCAAGGAGCGAGAUGAGGCUAGAGAGGCGCUUUCCAAGGUCAGCGUCAGCGCUGGAGCCACAAAUGGGAAUGCCAUGGCUAUUGAUUCGGCCGAAGGUCUUCCGGAGGAAUGGGUUGACAAGGUCAACGCAAAGCAUCAAGAACUCUCCAAGAGCCGCAAGAAGCGUCCGGUCCCUGAGGGCUGGGCUACGUCCGAAGAGGUCACCCUGUUGACCACUGUGGCAUCCACUUCAACACCGGUUUCGAAUGCCUCGUCGCUGGCCACCGAAGGAAGUUAUGCGGCCAUCAGUGGUCGUUCAGGAGAUGCUGCGAUAUACUGUAUUGAGGCAGACCAGGUCGAACGCCAAGUUGCGGUCAACGAGCCGGUCAUCGACUCUGUGUGGACUGGUAGCAAGCUCAUCUUUGCCACGAGCAAGGGAUCAGUGAAGGUCUUCGAGAGUGGUAGCGAAGUUGCGUCAAUCUCUGAACAUGCAGGUCCUGCAACAUCCUUGAGCCUUCACCCUACCGGCGACCUCCUCGCAUCCGUUGGCUCGGACAAGAGCAUUGUCUUGUACGAUCUCAACACCCUCAAGAAGAUCAGCCGUGCCUACGCCGACUCUGCCCUCACAUCAUCUGCUUUCCACCCCGAUGGACACCUCUUCGCGGCUGGAACCGUUACAGGCGAGAUUAAGCUCUUCAUGACAACGACGUUGGAGAUUGCGGCUGCAUUCGACCUCGGCGCAGCUGUCGAGGCGCUGACCUUCUCAGAAAACGGCUUCUGGCUUGCAGCCACAGCCAAGGGUCAGAGCUCUGUAACCAUCUUCGAUCUGCGCAAGGAGGGAGAUGCUGCAAAGGUCAAGACACUAGAGACCGGGGGCCCAGUGCAGUCACUUGCUUGGGACUACAGUGGGCAGUUCCUGGCAACCGCGGGUGCCGGCGGCAUUACUGUCCAACAGUACACCAAGAGCUCCAAGAAAUGGUCAGAGCCCCUCAGAACGUCGGUGGCUGCAUUGUCGGUCCAGUGGGGUGCUGGGGCCAAGCAGUUGGUUUCCGUCAACGAGGAGGGCGUUGUUUCAGUGUUUGGAGUCAAGCAAGAAUAA